GUGAGCGUCCGUUCCCUACAAAUACCUGCUGCCCCUUUUGCGUCUUUCCCCAGGACCCAACUAGCUUCUCUAUUUCGAGUCUCGUUUCUGUCACAAACCAAAGCAAACCAUAAGCACCACAUCAUGCCCGCAAUCAUGCGAGGGCGUCGGGCGGCGGCCAAGGAGGUUGAGAGCGUCAAAGUGGCCGAGAGCGUCAAGGUGCCGCACGACGAGAGCGUCAAGGUGGCCGGGAGCGUCAAGGUGCCGCACGACGAGCCGUACCUCAUGCAGAUCCUCCACAUGCUGGGAGAAGCCGAAGCCAAGAUCAGCACCGGCGUCACCGAUCUGUCCCUGCCGUUCGGCCACCAACCGGCCGCUCUCGCCACAAACAAGACCAACCCCUUCCAAGACUACAAUUCCGUCCUGCCGGAGGGACUGUCGCGCGACCACCCGUGGGCGAUGCCGCACAUGGACAACGGCGAAACGUUUGCCUCGUGGUUCCUCGUUGGCGCGGUGCCGUUGUUCCUGCUCGGCAUAUUCCUCUAUGACUUUGUGCUGAAGUGGCAGAGCGGCGAGACGCAGCAGCAGGCGCGGGAGAUGCGCGACAUGUUUAUUUUGCUCGGCAAGCUAAUCUACAAGGCCAUUUUCGUGAAAGAGGAACAGCCCGGCGAGUCCAACAGCCCCCCUUUUAGCGGAGGAGGCGGCGGUGGCGGCGGCAACCUCUCCGGAGGCGAGAAAGCAGCAGGGGCUGGCAACAGCCAGGACGGCGGCCCGAACCCAAACAACCUGAACCAGCAGAUGCAGCAGCAGCAUCCGUGGCCCAAUCUGCCCGGCAGCAGCAGCGGCGAGAGCGGCGGCAGCAGCAACACCAAAGUAGCCCCCGCCGCCCUCGCUGCCGCGGGAUCCUCGUCGCUCAACGAAAACAGCCUCGCAACGCCAUCAGCGCCGCCACCCACCGCCUCGACGUCCGCCGCAGCCUCUCUAUCGCCCUCCUCGUCUUACGCCACCAAAAGCCGCAGAAAUUCGAACCCGGCCGCCGCGCCCACCAUCUGCUCAUCCACGCCGCGCACCGUCCUCGUCCCCGCGUCCCUCCUCGCGCGCCCCAACACGGCAGACCCCGUCCUCGCCACCACCAGCGCCAUGCUGCUAAACCCCGGGCUGCUCGACAUCACCAGCAAGCCCGCGCCGCCUCCCACACUCGACACCAAGACCUUCAUCGCCUCCACCGCGCCGCAGCUGCUGCCCAGCCCCGUCACCACCGACGACCACGACCGUUCGGACUCGGAGCCCGAUUACAGCUUUUUCACCGGCCUCAACAGCAGCGCCAAGGACCAGGGCAAGAGAACAGGCAAAGACAAGGCCGCGGGCCACGGCCACGCGCCGUCCGCGUCAGAGUCUGCUGCCGCCGCGCCGGCGGGUCAGAAACCCGUCCGCGCCAGCUGGCUGAGCGAGUACCCUGCUGCAGUCGCCGCGGCGUCGGCGCCUGGGUCGCUGCGCGCGAGUUUGGUGAUGGCUAGUGGGGGUGGGAGUGAGAGUGGCGGUGUGAAUGGUAGUGGAGGCGGUGGCAAUAGGGUGGAUGCCAAGUCGGGCGCUGUGGCUGUUGGCGGCGGCAAGCGGGCUAGCGAGCUGUGAUGGGUGGGUGGGUGUGUUUUGGUCGAUUGAUUUGGUCGAUUGAUUUGGCUUCGAGGU
Molecule: messenger RNA, 1668 nt
Organism: Lasiosphaeria miniovina
Lineage: Eukaryota; Fungi; Ascomycota; Sordariomycetes; Sordariales; Lasiosphaeriaceae
Exons: 1
Source: RefSeq, a predicted model, not a curated record